This is a messenger RNA of Oncorhynchus mykiss (rainbow trout), 4237 nucleotides long. RefSeq lists its product as uncharacterized. Gene Ontology annotation, biological process: regulation of gene expression. Gene Ontology annotation, cellular component: nucleus. The record is from RefSeq and is a predicted model, not a curated record. Lineage: Eukaryota; Metazoa; Chordata; Actinopteri; Salmoniformes; Salmonidae.
CCCGGAUUUGACCUGUUAGUGCUACUAGCAAGAACACGUAGCUAGCUAACAAAGCUUGAAAUGCAACAUCUCAAGGAUAAAGGUCCAUUUCUUCCCCCAGCGUCUCUGCGUCUGUUGGUUCCUCCGCUGCGGCUGGUGUCUGCAGCUCUAUGGCAGGUUGUUCAGCGGAGAGACGUCAUGGACUACGGCUUGGUGGAGGAGUUUGUCGUCACUGUGUUGGACGUAGUCCCAGAUCUGAUGAGUUACAGGGAGAAAGUCCAACUCAUCAUGGGUCUGAGAGCACAGCUGGUUCUGAAGUUGUUGUUCUCAGAACACCUCGCCGACUCUGACACCAUCCAGUCACACCUGAAUAGGAUGAAAACCUGUAGCAUCACUCAUAAGGACAACCAGAUUUGUGAUCCUGAGGUGGAGGCAUCAGAAUCCAACUUCCUGAAGCUGAUUAAAACACUGCAGGAAGACCCAGUUGAGAGAGAACGCUUCUUUCAGAACGUUUUUCCAGGGGAAUUCGGCCCAAAGUAUCACUCUGCACUGCAGACUCUGGUGUGGGAGUUCCUCUCCAGACUGGAGAAGCUGCUUCCAACACCGACCCUUCAACAGACUGCAUCUUGGUUUCUACCUGACCCCUCUGUCCUGGAGCAGUGUGGGCAGUCUGUGCGUCACCCUCAACCUUUGAGGACCCUUCUCCAGUACCACACCAACCUUUCUCCAGACCCACAUGUUGAGGCCAAUGACAACCACAUCCUGUCUCCAUCUCCCCGAGAGUCAUCCACUGACCAAGCUGACCCAGAGAUCCAAUCAGAACCCAUACAGACAUGUAUGACCAUUCAAAGCCCUGCAUCAUAUUGCUGUGAGUCAGAAAUGACACCUUCGCUGGAUUCCCGGGAGAGUCAACGAGGGAUUAAUUUAGACCGCACUGCAAAUGUCGUCAUUUUGCCUUCGAAUGAAGAGGCAGAGUGUGUCGACAAGGAAACUCUUGACGAAGAGAGCGAAACGGAUCAAGCUUUUCUUCACGAUCGUGCUGACAGUGGGCCGAAAAUCCAACCGGCAGCUCACCGCUUCGAAAAGGAAGCGCAGGACGUUUCUGAUUGGUCUACGUCCUGUCGGCUCCGUCAGCCCACGGUGCUGCUGCACAGACUUGACAUGACUGAUACGCUGUCACCUGUGUCAGAGGCCUUUCCAACGCCGAGCAGAGAGAGGCUUCAGAUUGACAAUGUGGCGACCCAAGGACGGAGAGGAGAACGGGUCGUAUCCCAAAAGAGCGAGAGGAAUGUCGACGUAGAGCCCUCAGAUAGCCCACCUCGAUAUCCUCUGGUCCCUGGCCCAUGCCGGACUAAGGGGCAGCCUAAAAGAAGCAAGCGUGUCAAAAUAUGCUCCUUGUGUGGGAAAACUUUCAGGGAAGCAAAGGAUUUGACGGCACACAUAACAUCUCACACUGAGCAGAGGCCUUACCAGUACACCCUGUGUAGUAGACAAGACGUUGAACACCGUGAGGACUUACAGAAGCGUCGUCAGAAUGUGUGUGAGGCGGCAGCUCAACCAGAAGAGGAGUCUGCUACAUCGACGGGGGAUUACACAGAGAUAUCUCAGCCCCGACCAGGAGCUCACCGCCUCGAAAAGGAAGUGCAGGACGUUUCUAAUUUGUGCAGGACAUCGACAUCGACGGAGGAUUGCACAGAGAUAUCUCAGCCCCGCGACACUUUACCUCAGAGAAGGCACAUGACAACCCAACACGGUAAACCAAGACAGUCUUCCAAAGUCACCAAGUGCUCCGUGUGUGACGAGACCUUCAGUAAGGCAUCGCACGUGGGAAAGCACGUGAGAUACACACAUGGGAAGCUCCUGUGCCUCAACUGUGGGGAUGUUUUUGAGAACUCCACUUUGAGGAAACACAAAAAAGUGUGUUUGAAGACAAAGAAACGUCUCUCUUGCUCUCUGUGCGGAGACACCUUUGAUCUCUCUGAGCCAAACGAGCGUGAGGACGUGAACCCACAGCAACUUCCGAGGGAGGCUCUUCCAGAGGCCAGCGCCGUUUUGGCAGCAGUAGAAAAUUCGACAGAGAUACCUCAGCCCUCAAACACAACACCCCAAAACCCAACCACCUCCAAUGCUCUGCCCUUUCAGCUAGCUAAUCAUUACAGAAAAUGCCUUUUAUGUAAAGAAGCUUUUGAUAACGCAGAAGACCUGAGAAGACAUCUGAGAUUUCAACAUGGUGUACUUCCUUACCUGUGUUUUAAAUGUGGGGAGAGUUUCCAAAGCGCCUCUGAUCAGAAGGAACACUCGGACCAGUGUUCCGGUCUAAACAUUCCAGAGUCCAGGAAGUGUCCCGGUUGCAGGACGAGGACUUCUCAAUAUAGACAGCAGCAGCAGCAGCAGCAGCAGGAAAUGACAAGUCAGGAAGUGAACCUUAAAAGACACCAGACAGCCUGGCCGCCGCUACAUACAGGGGAAAACGAGAUGGAGAUCCCACAGUCCAGCAGCACAGACGUCGUCUUCUCACAUGACUCUCGGCAACACCGGCUAAACCAAUCCGUCGAUCCAUCAAAGUUACUUGUAAGGUGCUUUUUCGAUCAGCGAACUGCUCUUACAGUAGGCCGGUCUAGACCCCGGAGAGCGAACCGCUGUGAUGAGACGGACUUUCAGACACAGCAAGACUUUAAUGAGGAAGUCAAUCCAAGCCAAACCCUAUGGGAGGUUGACCCAGCAGGUGGAAGCACAUCUCAGCCUUCAAGGGGGAACGGGAUAGAGGCUCCCCAGACCCACAGUACUGAAUCCCAGAACCCAACAACCUGCGACGCUUCCCCCACUCUGCCCCCUGGUGUGAAUUUAGAUUCUAGAACAUGUCACGUGUGUUCCAAGAGUUUUCGUAGGAAACAAUCUCUGAUUUUGCAUCUGAGACGUCACGGUGAGGGGGCCAUUAAGUGUCCCAUAUGUUCAAGGUGCUUUGGUCGCAACAGGGAUUUAAAGUUUCACCUGGCCAACAAAUCAGGUUGUGGGCCAACGCGGCGUAAUCUUACCGCCGUAAUCGUUCCCACAAAAGACACGCCGGUCUUCACUUGCCCCGAAUGUCUGCAACAGUUCACAAGCGAAAAGAAACUGAAAUCCCACAUGGUAUGUCACACAGGAGACGGGUUCUCCUGUAGCUUUUGUGGCAAAAUGUUUGCUGGACACAACCAAUUGAAGUUUCAUAUUCGUUGUCAUAGUUACAGGCCUUAUCUAUGUGACACGUGUGGCAAGGACUUCCCAUCUCAGAGUGCGUUGGAAUCACACGAGCGCGUGCACACAGACGAGCGGGCAUACUCUUGCACAGACUGUGGGAAAACGUUUAAGCGUAAGGGUACGCUGACACAACACCGACUGAUUCACACGGGGGAGCGACCAUUUGCGUGUACUCUCUGUCAGGUACGCUUUACCACCAAUAAGCAUCUGAAACUGCACAUGAUGUGUCACACGGGGGAGAGGCCUUUUAAAUGUCCGCUUUGUGGGCGGGGCUUUAGACAGAAAGGCGAUUUGAGACAACAUCAAGCUUUGUGUUCCUAGUUGCCUUUUGGGGGCUCAAGAGGUUAAGAUAAAAGAGUUCUUACGUUCUUAUUGUGUCUGUCAGUAUUCCGACCCGACGUUCUAAUUCCGUCUCACCCUGCGUUCAUAACAUCUGGUAAAUUUGUGACUACCAGCAAUCCGACUGUGUGAAGAAUCCACUUGAACGCCUCUCCAACUGGUAACUACUUGUGAAGGAAACGUAUCUGUCAUCUCUGAGCUUCCGACUUCUGCCACAUGCGGAACUCUGACGUCACAAAGGAAAUCACCUUUGAUAACAGCAUUUUUUGGCAGUUAAAUGCAACAACAAAACAUUAUUUAUAUUAAAAAAAAAAAUCUAUUAAUAUGUUUUUUUGAAAACAAGUUAGUGAGCAGGUUGCUGUACUUUCAGUUUGUGGUUGAAACAGUUUUGCCAUCCAGCCAAUCGGCAUUUUCUAAAUUGGUUCAAAGCAUGUGAAUGUACUCAACUCGUUGCGCCCAGUUUCCCGUUUUGUCGUGAAGGCAGCAUAAAGCACGUGCAUGGGAAGUGCCGCAGGUGCAUUCCAUUACGGUUUGGAACGGAGACUUCAAUUUACGAUUUUGACGAGGUUAUCAAUUAGCCAAUUAGUCUAUUAGACCAAUGUCAAUGGGGAUGUUUCGAAAUGCAAUAGACCUUAUACCACCCGUCGCAUAAAUAAGGGCAAUUAAAUACGACAUGAAUGGU